Aureobasidium vineae is the source of this 993-nucleotide messenger RNA. The record is from the annotation of a GenBank genome assembly. Lineage: Eukaryota; Fungi; Ascomycota; Dothideomycetes; Dothideales; Saccotheciaceae.
AUGCCCGUCCGCAUCAAUCUACCGCCGCUGACCCGCGCCCUCCUGAUCCUUCUGUUACUCCUCUCUCUGCUCAAUGCCUCAUUCAGCGUGCGCAGUCUCAUCCGCGUCCAGGCCGUUCCUGCGCUGGCCAUCAUCCCUGCGCGGUCGCUGAAAUAUCCAUGGACCACACUUACCGCUGCUCUGGUCGAGACCAACCUCGUUAGUUUCGCCAUAUCUGCCAUCACCAUCUUCUACGGAGGUCGAUACCUUGAGCGCGCCUGGACUGGUCAAGAAUUCGCCAAGUUUGUCAUGUUUGUGACCAUGAUCCCAAAUCUCUUGACCUUUGCCAUUUAUGCCCUGUGGUACUCUGUCACCGGGACCGCUUUCCUCGUCGCUUUCAAGCAGCUCGUGCCUGAACACACCGUCUCCCUCUUCCGCGCCUCGAUCCGUAUCCGUGUCAAGCACUUCCCUGCUGUCUUUGUCUUGCUGAACAGUCUGUCUGGCCCGCUGCUGGGCACCGACACCGCUUUCUUCCUGUCGUGGUUGGGUUUUCUGACCUCCUGGAUCUACUUGCGCUUCUACAGAGUUGCACCUUUACUAGCCACAACUGCUACGGGCGAAGAGUCUGUCAUAAAGGGCGAUGCUAGCGAUACUUUCGCAUUCAGCCACUUCUUUCCCGACUCGGUUCAGGUCCUUCUCGAUCCCCUGGCCGAUUCGGUCUACAAGACAAUGGUGGCUUUCAGGCUAUGUGUGCCAUUCUCCGAGGAAGCCAUUGAUCAAAGCAACGAACAAGCUUCGGCACGAGCAGAAGGUGGACUGCCCAGCUUGAUGACCGGCGGAAGAGGAGGACGUGCUGGCGGUAGGCGAGAGGAAGCAGAGCGGAGAAGAGCACUUGCUUUGAAAGCCCUCGACCAGAGGUUGAAUGCUGCCGCGGCCGCGGCCGCUCCUGCCCCUGCUGAGACACCAUCAGCACCUGCAGCUGAGACAAGUACGAUGGAACCUACAACUGCUUAA